Messenger RNA from Camelina sativa (false flax), 1518 nucleotides. RefSeq names its product syntaxin-121. The record is from RefSeq and is a predicted model, not a curated record. Gene Ontology annotation, molecular function: SNARE binding; SNAP receptor activity. NCBI's taxonomy places the organism in Eukaryota, Viridiplantae, Streptophyta, Magnoliopsida, Brassicales, Brassicaceae. Gene Ontology annotation, biological process: intracellular protein transport; vesicle fusion; exocytosis. Gene Ontology annotation, cellular component: SNARE complex; plasma membrane; endomembrane system.
ACGCUUUCACUUUCAACAUCACCUUCCCUUCUCCGCCAUUGCUACUUUCUGAGAAGCUUCCAAGUCAACCCAUAGAGACUUGCUUAUUUGACCUCUUCUGCUGGCUUACCUUAUACAAUCCUCCUUUUGGACUUUUCAAUAAAACCGUCUUUGUUGAUUCAAUCAGUACGACUUCUCUCCUCCUUCCUUCCUUCCUUCUUUUAAGUCUUUUCCUUUUUGUCUUUCGUUUUCCGAUCUGAAAUCUCUCUCGAUUUUGAUUUCUUCAAUGAACGAUUUGUUUUCCAGCUCGUUCUCACGCUUCCGCGGCGGAGAACCAUCUCCUCGCCGAGACGACGGAGGAGUUCAGAUGGCGAAUCCCGCGGUGGGAUCAACCGGCGGUGUGAACCUCGACAAGUUCUUCGAAGACGUUGAAUCUGUGAAAGAGGAGUUGAAAGAGCUAGAUCGGCUCAACGAAACACUCUCUUCCUCUCACGAGCAGAGCAAGACGCUUCACAAUGCUAAAGCCGUUAAGGAUCUCAGGUCUCAAAUGGACGGCGACGUUGGAGUCGCUUUGAAGAAGGCCAAGAUGAUUAAGGUUAAACUCGAGGCGUUAGAUCGCGCCAAUGCUGCUAAUCGUAGUCUCCCUGGCUGUGGACCUGGCUCUUCCUCCGAUCGAACCAGGACCUCUGUCCUCAACGGUCUCAGGAAGAAAUUGAAGGACUCUAUGGAUAGUUUCAACCGUUUGAGGGAGCUCAUCUCGUCCGAGUAUAAAGAAACUGUACAGCGGAGGUACUUCACCGUCACCGGCGAGAAUCCUGACGAAGGAACCCUAGAUCGACUUAUUUCCACUGGAGAGAGUGAGAGAUUCUUGCAGAAAGCAAUACAAGAACAAGGAAGAGGAAGGGUGUUAGACACCAUUAACGAGAUUCAAGAAAGGCAUGACGCUGUUAAAGACAUCGAGAAGAACCUCAGGGAGCUUCACCAGGUGUUUCUAGACAUGGCGGUGCUGGUAGAGCACCAGGGAGCUCAGCUCGAUGACAUUGAGAGCCAUGUGGGCAGAGCCAGUUCUUUUAUCAGAGGCGGAACUGAGCACCUACAAACCGCUCGGGUUUACCAGAAGAACACGCGGAAAUGGACAUGUUACGCCAUUAUCAUUCUCAUCAUCAUCAUUAUAGUUGUGGUUCUUGUUGUUGUUAAACCAUGGAACAGCGGAGGUGGCGGCGGUGGUGGUGGUGGCGGUAACAGUGGAGGAAGUCAACCAACUUCAGGGACACCACCAAGUCCUCCUCAGGCGAGGCGUCUAUUGCGUUGAAGUUGAGUUUCGUUAUUUGCAAAUAUAUUCUUUCUUUGAACAGCUUUUUAAUCAAACCAGCUUUGUGUUUCUACUUUCUAAUGCUGGUUUGUUGUUAAUCUCCCUUUGAUUUGAUUUUUUUGUGAAAGAAAUUAAAAUUUGGGUUAGAUGAGAAAUAUUUGUAGAACAUUCUCUUUGUAUCUAUGUUUGCUAUAUGGGUUAUUUUUACUUUGUGAUUUCAGGGUUUA